GAGAGUCCCCACGGAGAACCGGAGUGGGAAGAUGGCCCACAAGUGUCCCUAAGGGGGUUCUGGGCUGCUUAGGACCACACUGUCCCCUCUCCACGGCCCUGAGGGUGCCAGCACCCCCUUUCAGUACCAGGGCUAGGAACUGGGGCCCUUGCCAGGCCACAGGUCAAGGCUGGGGUUUCUGCCCUGGCUAUUCUGGCCAGAAGUCCGCAGUCCUAGCUCUUCCCUGUCCUGUCCCGCAGGCCACCGGUUGUCAGUAGAGGUUUAUGCUCCUCAGCAUAAACUGUGUCCAGAUCUGUAGCCUGCCCAUCCAGCCCUCCAGGCAGCCUCUUCCCAGUGAGUUGUGCCCCCGAGGAAGGACAGAGGCCCAGCAUGGGGGCAGUGGGCUGAAUCCAUCCCCCGAGCGUGCCACGGCCCAGGGGAGGCCAGCCUGCCUGGCAGUUGACACCCAGCCCUCCCCCCAGCUCCCGGAUAAUGAGCUCCCACAUGGCAGGCCUGGGCCUGGACAAGAUGAAGCUGGGCAAUCCCCAGUCCUUCCUAGACCAGGAGGAGGCAGAUGACCAGCAGCUGCUGGAGCCAGAGGCGUGGAGGACCUACACCGAGCGCCGCAAUGCCCUGCGUGAGUUCCUGACUUCGGACCUGAGCCCGCACCUGCUCAAGCGCCACCACGCCCGCAUGCAGCUGCUGCGUAAGUGCUCCUACUACAUCGAGGUCCUGCCCAAGCAUCUAGCCCUGGGCGACCAGAACCCAUUGGUGCUGCCCAGCGCCGUGUUCCAGCUCAUCGACCCCUGGAAGUUCCAGCGCAUGAAGAAGGUGGGCACAGCUCAGACCAAGAUCCAGCUCCUGCUGCUCGGGGACCUACUGGAGCAGCUGGACCAUGGCCGUGCUGAGCUGGACGCCCUGCUCCAGUCACCGGACCCACGGCCCUUCCUGGCCGACUGGGCGCUGGUGGAGCGGCGGCUGGCGGACGUGUCGGCCGUCAUGGACAGUUUCCUGACCAUGAUGGUGCCGGGACGGCUGCACGUCAAACACCGCCUGGUGUCUGAUGUCAGUGCCGCCAAGAUCCCGCACAUAUGGCUCAUGCUGAGCACCAAGAUGCCCGUCAUGUUUGACAGAAAAGAGUCGGCGGCCCACCAGGACUGGGCCCGGCUGCGUUGGUUCGUCACCAUCCAGCCGGCCGCCUCGGAGCAGUAUGAACUGCGCUUCAGGCUGCUGGACCCGCGGACGCAGCAGGAGUGCGCCCAGUGUGGCGUCAUCCCCGUGGCUGCCUGCACCUUCGACGUCCGAAACCUGCUGCCCAACCGUUCCUACAAGUUCACCAUCAAGAGGGCCGAGACCUCCACGCUGGUGUACGAGCCCUGGAGGGACAGCCUCACCCUGCAGACCAAGCCGGGGCCCCUGGAGGGGCCCACCCUCAGCCACUCUGUCCGAGAGAUGAUUUUCUAAUAUUUAUCCACUAAUAAAGAGGAGUGUAAAUGCACAUACGGAAUUAAAGACACAAACCUAUUUAUGUUUUAAAGGCAG
This is a messenger RNA of Chlorocebus sabaeus (green monkey), 1521 nucleotides long. RefSeq names its product fibronectin type III domain containing 11 (gene FNDC11). The record is from RefSeq and is a predicted model, not a curated record. NCBI's taxonomy places the organism in Eukaryota, Metazoa, Chordata, Mammalia, Primates, Cercopithecidae. Gene Ontology annotation, molecular function: protein binding.